UUUUUUUCUUACUUGCCAUAACAAAGGAGAGAAGAGAGAGUAAUGGCUGAUAAGAAAUUGAUUUCAUCUUCUUCUUCUUCAACUACAUCGAUUUACGAUACUCGUAGUAGUAAUAAUAGUAAUCAUCAUAAUCCACCGUCUUCUUCCGACGAGAUUUCUCUGUUUCUCCGGCAUAUUUUCGACCGUUCUUCUCCUUUACCUUCCUACUAUUCUCCGGCGACGAUGACUACGGUGGUUCACGGUGACCCACAUGCAGAAAACCCGAGACGUUUCGUUUCUCCCCAAACGUCGAAGGUUUUAGUCGGCUCCGGCGUUGGAUCAAGCUCCGCCACCGCGUGUUAUGGUUUCUCCAGGGUUGGUGGUGGUAAUAAUAACAUUGCGCAAGGAAACAGCUCAGGGACUCGUGUUUCGUCUUCGGCAGUUGGAGCUAGCGGGAACGAGACCGACGAGUAUGACUGUGAAAGCGAGGAAGGAGUAGAAGUUGUGUUUGACGAUGAACUUCUCUGCAAGUCUCGUACCUCAUCAAAGAGAUGCAGAGCUGCUGAAGUUCAUAACUUGUCUGAAAAGAAAAGAAGAAGUAGGAUCAAUGAAAAGAUGAAAGCUUUACAAAGUCUCAUCCCUAAUUCAAAUAAGGUAAGAUACAUAUUCAUUCACAUGAAUCAUUUUUCUCUCUUUUGUUUCUUAUUGUCUCUGAAAUAUAUUAUUCAAUGUAAUGACAUUUGCGGGAAGACGGAUAAGGCUUCAAUGCUUGAUGAAGCCAUAGAGUAUCUGAAACAGCUUCAGCUCCAAGUUCAGAUGUUGACAAUGAGGAAUGGGGUAAACUUACAUCCUCUGUGCUUACCUGGAACUACAUUACACCCAUUGCAACUCUCUCAGCUCCUACCUGUGGUUCCUCCAGAAGCAACCAAUGAUUCUCUGUUUAAUCACACCAAUCAUUUUGCUUCCACUUCUAAUGCACCGGCAAUGAUCAACACAGACGCGUUGGAACCUUCCAUUCGCAGUCACUUUGGACCUUUCCCUCUCCUUACUUCACCUGCGGAGAUGAGUGGUGAAGGAGUGUUAACUCAUUCACGGUUAAACGUUGGUCAUUCCAAUACAAACUUAACCGGGAGACAAGCUGCGCUUAAUGGUCAACAACCUGACCUAAAAGAUCGACUUAGUUGAACAGAAGCAUCUCAACUCUGGGUUCUUAUUUCUUAGGAGGCAAGCAACAAAGCCUGUCAAUGAAAAUUCAUUUAGGUUUCUAUUUCCUUAUAAAUCGUUGUUAACACGAACUCUAGAGCCUAGUCUUUGAAUCUAAUUAGCUACUUUAGC
This is a messenger RNA of Brassica rapa (field mustard), 1314 nucleotides long. Its product is annotated as transcription factor SPATULA. The record is from RefSeq and is a predicted model, not a curated record. Gene Ontology annotation, molecular function: protein dimerization activity. NCBI's taxonomy places the organism in Eukaryota, Viridiplantae, Streptophyta, Magnoliopsida, Brassicales, Brassicaceae. Gene Ontology annotation, cellular component: nucleus.